Pleurotus ostreatus (oyster mushroom) is the source of this 738-nucleotide messenger RNA. RefSeq lists its product as uncharacterized. The record is from RefSeq and is a predicted model, not a curated record. NCBI's taxonomy places the organism in Eukaryota, Fungi, Basidiomycota, Agaricomycetes, Agaricales, Pleurotaceae. Bases 1 to 738 code for a protein of 245 amino acids. The transcript is spliced from 4 exons.
AUGUCUAAGAACGUAGUAAUUGUUGGCGGACAUGGCAAGGUUGGCCUUCGCCUCGCGAAGCUGCUAUCUUCCAAACACACCGUCACCUCUAUCAUUCGAGACCCAGCCCAAGCAGAGGAUAUCGAGAAAGUUUCUGCGAUACCUGUGGUACUUUCCAUUGAAGACGACUCCCAAUCCGCCUUUACCCAAGCGUUCAAAGACGCGGCAGCGGACGUUGUUGUGUGGUCCGCAGGCGCAGGCGGGAAAGGCGGCGCGGAGCGCACUGAGAAAGUGGACUACAAGGGCGCAGUUAAGGUGUUCGAUGCCAUCGAGGCUAUAAAUGGGAAGGUGCCGAGGCUCCUGUUGGUAUCUGCCAUAGAUGUUCGGAACCCAGACAAGAUUCCGGCCCAUUAUAACGAGGAAGACAUCGCACUUUCGGAACGCAUGCGUAAAGUGAUCGGAACUUACAUGAAGUGGAAGUACGAGGCAGACAAGAACCUCGUUAAGCGGGACGAAUUCAAAUGGACGAUCCUCCGCCCUGGCGGAUUGACUGACGAGCCAGGGAAAGGCACGGCGUCCAUUGGUAGAACACAUCUCAGCCCGACCAUAUCCCGAGAUGAUGUUGCCCAAGUCCUCGCUUUGCUGGUCGACCGCGAAGACGCUGCUGGCCUCGCUAUUGAUCUUGUUGGUGGCGAUACGCCCAUUGAAGGAGCUUUGGAUGCGAUGAUUAAGAAAGGCGAAACCGAUUUCCUGGGAUAA